UACAUUAAAAUUAGUAAGACCUAAACUGAUCAUUAGUUUUCCAGUAUUAUAAACAAAAAGAUAGCAGCUUGAAAUAGUCCACUGAUGAAACAAUAAAAUAUGUGUCAGCGUGAGCAAAGCCUUCUAGCGAUAGAUUAUGUGGGAACAUCUGUCAUUUACAUCCGUCCUUGCUCUUCUGGUGCAUCCCUCUGUCCAUUUGACCAGCUCCAAGUGAGGCCACACCUCGUUUGGUUUAAGUUCAACAUAAAUGGCAUAUUGUUGUAUCAACAAUUUGUGUGUGCCCACACAGUUUUCCAUAAGAACAGACAUAUUACACCCUCUGGUGAAUCUGUCUGUUGCUUGAUAGCUGACACUUGGAAGGCGUGUGGAGAGUGGGAGGAAGUCUGGACAUAAAAAUUGUAUAAUCGUGAACCCACAGCAUGUUUGUGUUGCUUUUCAGUAAACACGCACUGAUAUUAAUGCUUUCAAUAAUAUAAAAGGGGGAGGAAAAAAUAGAUGCACACAAAUAUUUAACUGCAGUGUCCUCUGCAGCCCAGAGGCUGUUUUCUUAUCACUGCCAUGUUGCCUGUAACUCAGCACAUCUGUCUCUAUUUACUGCCUCUGUGCUUGUGUUAGCUGCGAUGUUAUGACAGCCGGGUGACUGAGGAGAUUACACUAAGAGGACAUAGAGUCCCCCCAUAUGGGCUUUGUAGGUCACUGGCCUCAUUUAAGCUGAAAAAAAAAAGGUCCAGACCCCUACGGGAGUUUCAUUGCAGCUGCUGAUCUUGUGUUCUUCAUUCUCAUGCUUUAUUUUUCUCUCAUUCCACAGGAAGUUUACUGAAGACUGAUUGUCUCCAGAGGGGAAAACAUCACCAGGGGGGCCUUGGUCCCCAACACUCUCAUCGACUUCGGCUCCGAACUCCUAAAACUGCCCCUCACUGAGGUCGUUUCCCAACAGAAGUGGGAGGAGCCAAAGUAAUCGAAAGCUUGUUGUGCGUGACAAACACAACGCGUCUGUGGAAUGUGAAUCUGCCCACUGCGAUGCUUUUCUAGUCGGGUCUUAUCACCUGCCAAAAUGAGGCUGAUGCCCUGCUCGCCUCCGCCCGUUCUGCCCGCCAUUGUGGCUCUCACCUUAGCCGUCGCCGCCUUACCUCUUCUGUCCUCAGGGGCCACACCGUUCCCCCAGGACCUGGAGCCAGUCAGCAUCGUGGGCAGAGAGUCAUCAUACCUCUACCCGAGCUUCCAGGGACUCUUGUCGGACAAUGACACCGUCCGCCUAGGCCUGGACUUCCAGAGGAUGCUGAAGAUCAACCACAUGCUCUACAUUGCUGCCAGGGACCAUGUGUUUGCCAUCAAUCUCGCAGAGUCAUCUGAGCAGAUAAUCCCAAAACAGAAACUGACGUGGAAGACAAAGAACGUGGAGAAAUGCACUGUGAGGGGGAAGAACAGCGACGAAUGUUACAACUACAUCAAAGUGCUGGUUCCCCGUAACGAUGAAACACUGUUUGCCUGCGGCACCAAUGCCUUCAACCCCACCUGUCGUAACUACAAGAUGUCCACACUGGAGCAGGAAGGGGAGGAGGUGGUGGGACAGGCGCGCUGUCCGUUUGAGUCCAGACAGUCCAACGUUGGACUUUUCGCAGGUGGAGAUUUCUACUCGGCCACAAUGACCGACUUCUUGGCCAGCGAUGCUGUCAUUUACAGAAGCCUGGGAGAAAGCAGCCCCGUCCUGCGUACAGUCAAGUAUGACUCCAAAUGGCUGCGGGAACCUCAUUUCCUCCACGCCAUCGAGUACGGCAACUACGUGUACUUCUUCUUUAGCGAAAUCGCCGUAGAGUACACCACACUUGGCAAGGUCGUUUUCUCCCGAGUGGCUCGUGUUUGUAAGAACGACAACGGUGGUUCGCCCAGAGUUCUGGAGCGUUACUGGACGUCGUUCCUCAAAGCCCGUCUUAACUGCUCCGUCCCCGGUGACUCCUUCUUCUACUUUGAUGUCCUGCAGUCGCUGACCAAUGUUCUCCAGAUCAACCACCGGCCAGCAGUUCUGGGUGUCUUUACCACACAGGCCAACAGUAUCACCGGUUCUGCUGUCUGCUCUUUCUACAUGGACGACAUCGAGAAAGCCUUCAGUGGCAAAUUCAAAGAGCAGAGAAACAGCGAGUCGGCCUGGACACCUGUUCCUGAGGAGCAGGUCCCGAAGCCAAGGCCUGGCUGUUGUGCAGGCGAGGGCUCAGCUGCUGCCUACAAGUCAUCCACCACCUUCCCCGAUGACACCCUGACCUUCAUCAAGUCCUACCCUCUCAUGGACGAGGCCGUGCCCUCGGUCAACCACAGACCCUUCUUCACCCGCACCACCAGCAGGUUCAAGUUGACCCAGAUAUCAGUGGACACCUCAGCAGGGCCCUUCAAGAACUACACUGUGGUUUUCCUGGGCUCUGACAACGGCCAUGUGCUCAAAAUCCUCACCAGCACUGAGGGAGCUAACGCGUCCUUCAGCACGCAGCUCCUGGAAGACAUCGAUGUCUAUAAUCCCAACAAGUGUAAUGUACGGGGCGAGGACAGGAGAGUGCUGGGCCUGGAGCUGGACCGGGAUCACCACGCUCUGUUUGUGGCCUUCUCUAGCUGUGUGAUCCGUGUGCCGCUCAGCCGCUGCUCAGACUACAGCACCUGCAAGAAAAGCUGUCUGUCUUCUCAGGACCCGUACUGCAUUUGGCUCAAGUCUGGCAGCUGUGCCACUGUCUCACCUGGUCUCAAGGGUGGUUUCGAACAGGAUGUGGAGAACGGCUUCUCUCAGCAACCAGAUACCUGCCACGACGUCCUGGCAACUACACGGAAGCAGAAUACAGCACUAGAUUCGGCGUAUGGAAAGACCACACCCACAAGCGCCAGCACGACCCAUCAUGGGGCUGAAUUUCCAAAGGAGGCAGGUGACCCUGAAAGAGGUACAGGUCCCGAUGGCCCUCCCCCAGGGGGGGAACAAGGGUCACCUGACUCGGAGCCAAUCAGUGUGGAGAUGGAGGGAGUAAGGCGGCCACCUGAACUCGACAAGACCAACCACAGCGUCCACUACACACUCCUCAUCGCUUGUGUCGUGGUUGCCUUUGUCCUCGGUGCCUUCCUCUCUGGUUUCCUGGUCUCCUGCUACUGCAACCAUUCAGGCCACAAGACUAAGAAGUUGGCCAAAGAUCCGGAGGCUCCCAUACCUCACGCCCUGUCCCUGCGCAGCCUGGCCAAGCUCAACGGCCUCCUUGAUGGCCAAAGUAAGGAUGACAAGCUGGAGGUGUCAUCUCCAAAGAUCUAUAAUUCUUUCUUCACGAACAGCAAAGAGCAUCAUGCACCAAGGAGAAGUCAUGGGAUGUCCAUGGGAGACCUGGUUCACCCACACCAUCGCCACCUUCAUCACUCAUCAGAGCUCUCUGGUCUGCCAACGCCAGACUCCACCCCAGAGCUGCCAAUCAAGAGCAUGAAGGCCUUUAGGAACCAGUGGGAAAAGAACCAGAAUUGCAACAAUGCCAAAGAACCAAAGUCCCACAACAUGAGCUCCAGGCCCAGCUCAGCCUUGCUUCACCAGCAGGUCUUUCCAUAUUCCCACAGCCUGGCUAAUGGGCAGGCACUGGUUGGAAGUCACCUCCAUCCAGAGGAACGCAAAAUCCACAACGUUGAACGCGUGAUGUCCCAGCAGCCCUAUUCUGGAUACCCUCAGAAGGUGAUGGAAGUAACCUCACUGGAUGAGAUCCUGAAACACAUCCAUGAGGCCAGCAGCAGUAAGAACUCACAGCUGAUGAGUCCAUCAGGCCUGAUGGCCAGCGGUGGAAGUGCAGGAGCUCAGUUAGCAUUCGCAAAUCGCAUCCAGCCUCAGAUCCCUGAGACUGAAUCGGCCCCUUACUACAGCUCCUCAACUUUACCCCGAGACAGCCUCACCCGACGCAUGGAUGUUCCUCCUGACAUCCCCCCGCAUCACCAGUCCACUCUGGAGAGGAGGCACUCAUCCCAGAGGCAUUCUUUAGUAGCUGCAGCCAACAAAAUGCCUAGUGGAGGUGGAGCAGGAGCGACAGGUGGAGGAGGAGGAGGGGGAGGAGGAGGAAUGAUGCCCCGCCAGCACAGCUUCAGCCAACGGAACGGUGGUCCCCACCAACCUCCCCCUCUACUCGCCCGGAUGAACUCAACAGGCAGCGCCUGUGAGGUUCACUACCCCCUUAUCCCUAACGGAUACAUGGCACGUCAGCACAGCUACAACGGUGAGCAGGAGGUCCCUCAUCGGGGCGCCAUUGUCCGUAGGGCCUCCUCUCUCAAACCUGAUGUCCCUCCAAAACCUUUGUUCAUACCUGCCACAUCCCCAGUCAACCAGCAGGGGAAGUUCAACUACUGAGGAGCAUCUACUCCAGGACUACAGAGGGAGGAAGUGAGUCCCCCUCACUGUGUUGUCUUAAAGGACACUUCUCUUUGAACAAAUGCACAGGGUUUGAGGUUCGCAGACCUUUGUGAGAAAACACAGCUGAUAAUCCGACAGCCACGGAAUCACCGUGGACAAAAGCCUCAACCAAACUUGUAUUUUGCUCCCUCCCCUGUUCUUUUUGUCCAGCGAAUAUCUUUGUACCAUAUUGGUAUUGCUCAGCUACUUGCUUAUAAUAGAACCGCUGACUCGGGUGACGUGACGCCACCUCCUAAUAUUAGGCUGCCAAUGUCCUCAGUGUGGAUUUACAAUGCAAACUUAGUUUUUGGACACAUCAUUGUUUGGGGGGGAGGGGAGGAAAAAAAAAUGCCAACAUCAUCAGUCAUCUUGAAGACUUUAAAAAGCCAGAGGCUCCAGCGAUGCUUAGAUUCAGGCUUUUUUGCUUAACCUUUUUUCUGAUGUAGUGUUGGUAACCAGUUCCCACACACCCCGCCCUCGAAUGUGUUUAUAAUAUGCAUGUGUGUGUAUAUAUAUGUGUGUUAAUAUCCACACCGUAUAUGUAUACAUAUACAUUUGCAGUAUAUGUAACCCGUGGUGAAAAAGUCAGCGAGCCCCUCCCCUCCCCCCAAGGUAGUUCUGUCUUUGCCUUAUUGCACACAUAUUCAUAUUUUGCAUAUCAAACUAACCAAUCCAUCCCCACACACACACACACACACACACACGCUCAGUAUGACAAAGACAAAUAUUGCAC
Cynoglossus semilaevis (tongue sole) is the source of this 5123-nucleotide messenger RNA. RefSeq names its product semaphorin 6Cb (gene sema6cb). The record is from RefSeq and is a predicted model, not a curated record. Gene Ontology annotation, molecular function: semaphorin receptor binding; chemorepellent activity. Bases 1055 to 4348 code for a protein of 1097 amino acids. The transcript has 20 exons. Lineage: Eukaryota; Metazoa; Chordata; Actinopteri; Pleuronectiformes; Cynoglossidae. Gene Ontology annotation, cellular component: plasma membrane. Gene Ontology annotation, biological process: positive regulation of cell migration; axon guidance; semaphorin-plexin signaling pathway.